GCGUUCGGGGUGAAGAGAACGGCACCUGAGGCGUGCGCUUCACUGCUAUUUUCGUCGAUAUUAAUGUCCAAGGCGCUAUAAUAACAUAAUAUCGGCUUUUAACGAAUCUUAAUUUUCACAUCGAGUGUUUCAGUUUUCUCCGUUUGACGGUGCUCUCUCCCUUUCACGCACCUGACGGACGCGGGACGGUCGCCGUCGAUUCCGCCGCCGGCAGCUUAGGCUUCACUACGCUUCUCUUCGUUCUGCCUGGCUUCAUAGGUUAAGCACUUUGUGUCACCUCAUCGUGUUAGACAACAUUGUCUGCUUCUGCUGUUCGUGGUGCAGAAAGGCGAGGAUAAUAUGAAAUUUACAUGCUUGAGCCAGGGCAGUGGUUUCCAUUUCCCGCCAUGUCACAUGGUUCAUAUUUGUGGCCUCCAAAUCCUAUUGGAAUGCCCCCUUGAUCUCUCUGCUAUGAGGGUCUUUUCUCCAAUUCCUACAAUUUCCUAUCGGAAGAAUCCACAUAAAAAUUUGUCAGACCAUCUGGGAUCAGGCAGAAUUGAUGCAGAGGGAAGUGAUGGAACUGGCAGUGUCUUUGAUGCUGGGGACUUGAUCAUGGCUGAACCCUGGUACAAGAUGGUUCCGUUGCAUCUGUGGGAUGUCUCCAUGAUUGACGUUGUCUUGAUAUCGACUCCUGCUGGAAUGCUUGGUUUACCCUUCCUUACUAAUGAUAAGAGGUUCAAUGCUAAGAUAUAUGCGACGGAACCAGUACUGAAACUUGGUCAGCUGAUGAUGGAUGAGCUUGUUCAGAUGCAUGAAGAGUUUAUUCAAUGCUAUGGACCAUCAAAUUCUCGUUUGGCUCAAUGGAUGAGUUUGGAGGAACUUAACAAGCUGCCGACACAAUUGAGUGAUGUUAUAAUGGGAGAAGAUUUUAGAGAUUUGGCAAAUUGGCGUCCUUUAUAUGGUGCAGAAGAUGUAAAAGAAUGCUGUCGAAGAGUGAAGGCACUCAAAUACGCUGAAGAGGCUUGCUAUGAUGAGACAUUAAUAAUAAAGCCAUUGAGUUCGGGGUUAGAUAUUGGUGCUUCAAAUUGGAGUAUCAGAGGGCCAGAUAGAAAUUUUACAUAUUUGUGUGGAUCUAUCUUUGGAUCUGGUCAUGCCAAGGAUUUUGAUUAUCAUUCCCUUCGAGGGAAUGAUUUAAUCCUGUUUUCUGAUUUCUCAUCCUUAUGUUCUGCAAGUGAUGCUGUAAGUGGUGCCGAAUCUUCUAAUGCUUCAACUCACAGGCUUGAUGAUAAUACCUGCAGCGACUCUCUUGACUACUUAUUUGACACAAACGAGGGAUCAAAAGAAAUGGAUAAGCUUUCGUUCAUAUGCUCAUGUGCCAUUGGAUCACUUCAAUCAGGUGGCUCUGUGUUGAUAUCAAUUGGACGAGUAGGUGUUCUCCUUCAGCUUAUUGAGCAGAUGCAGCUAUAUUUGGAGUCGUCUGGUAUAAAGGCUUCAGUAUUUAUAGUCUCAGCUAUAGCAGAGGAAAUGUUGGCUUUUACAAAUAUCAUCCCAGAAUGGCUUUGUACUGAGCGGCAACAGAAGCUGUAUAAUGGUGAGGCAUUGUUUGGUCACGUGGAGCUUGUAAAAGGGAAGAGGAUUCAUCUACUUCCUUCAGUUCAUUCACCAGAUUUGCCACAUGUGUGGAAAGAACCAUGCAUAGUAUUCUCCUCUCACUGGAACCUCCGAAUUGGCCCUGUUGUUCACCUCCUUCGUCGUUGGCGUGAAAAGGAGAACUGUCUGCUCGUUCUAGAGGAAACACAUGAUGCUGGUAUGGCUCUGUUACCUUACAAGCCAAUUGCAAUGAGGGUUCUCCAAUGUUCUUUUCUCUCGGGAAUAAGGUCAGAGAAGAUUCAUCAAUUACUAUCGAAGCUGCAUCCCAAACUUGUAUUGUUCCCUGAAUGUCUACAACCAUGUUCUACAACUAAAGGCGAAGGAACACCUUUGUAUAUGUAUUAUUCGGAGCAGAAUACACUCAAAGUUCCAUGUUUGAGAGAGAACUUUGAGGCUGACUUGGCAACUGAUCUUGCCUUCCAGCUUCAACCUAGAAGAUUAAGGCAUGAAAACAUUGCUGUAGCUAGGCUGGAGGGAGGCCUUGUAUUAGAGGAAGGAAGAUAUUCCAUCCUUCCUUUAGGCAUAUCUGUCAGGUCUAGUGAGAAUCUGCCUCUGCAUUGGUCUACUAUUGAUCCAAAUCUUCUGGUGGCAGCUCUGAAAGAGAAGGGCAUAAGCUGUAGCAUUGAGGGCAGUGAUGGACUGGACUGCUUAGCUGUUGUGCAUGUAUAUGAACCCCAAAAUGCUUCGAUCCAAAUAAGCAAUAAUCAGACUCUUAUCUGUACCAAUGAUGAAAUGCUUAGAACUAUCAUAUAUGAAUCUAUUAGCUGUGUCUUGGACUCGAUAUGAUGCAUACUGACACCUCACCAUUCUUUGAUUGGGCCAUUAUCAGACAGUGGCAUGCUGUCAGACGGAAGGGAAAAAGAUUUCAGAUGCUUGGACCGUUCCUCAAAAGUCCAACAGCGGAGUCCAGUCACUACUCUUGGCCUUGAUGAUGGAAGUAUUGAUUGCUUUGGAACCUCAAGGACUGGUGCUUGCUAGUCAUUUUCAGAGCUCGUGAGGAACUUAUAAGUCUAUUCUGAGAUAAGCACUGCACGCUAACUUGUUGCUUUUAGGCAGCCUGGAACUUUAUGAUAGAAAGUGAUAUUAAUUGCUUUGGAACCUCAAGGACUGGUGCUUGCUAGUCAUUUUCAGAGCUCGUGAGGAACUUAUAAGUCUAUUCUGAGAUAAGCACAACACGCUAACUUGUUGCUUUUAGGCAGCCUGGAACUUUUAUGAUAGAAAGUGAUAUUAAUUGCUUUGGAACCUCAAGGACUGGUGCUUGCUAGGCAUUUUCAGAGCUCUUGAGGAACUUAUAAGUCUAUUCUGAGAUAAGCACUGCACGCUAACUUGUUGCUUUUAGGAAGCCUGGAACUUUAAUGAUAGAAAGUGAUUGAACAACAAAACUUGUCGUUCAUUGCUUGGUGGAAUGGUAGAAGUGCACUAGCUUUCCAAAGAUGCUGUUUCUGGUCCUGGGGCACCUAUUCCUCUUGACAAUGCAGAAGCUAGUCUCACUUCAGUUUACCACUUGCCGGAGUCCUGGACAAUGUGCUUGAAUGAGGUGGGGGCCAUUUAGUCACUGUCAAAUAUCUUUGUAUUCUAUUUUGCUAUUUAUUUUGGUUGAAAACAAGCCAUCUUUUGUUUGAUGGUUGUUUCUGCAUGUGAAAUGUCCAAAGAUUGUACAUUCAUUAAUGGAUCACUGGAGAGAAGAGUGGUUGGAUCUUGGUGAUUAUUGUA
This is a messenger RNA of Nymphaea colorata (pocket water lily), 3342 nucleotides long. RefSeq lists its product as uncharacterized. NCBI's taxonomy places the organism in Eukaryota, Viridiplantae, Streptophyta, Magnoliopsida, Nymphaeales, Nymphaeaceae. Gene Ontology annotation, cellular component: integrator complex. The transcript is spliced from 12 exons. The coding region runs from base 340 to 2415 and encodes 691 amino acids. Gene Ontology annotation, biological process: snRNA processing. The record is from RefSeq and is a predicted model, not a curated record.